ACGCGAUUUACGUUGCAGAGUUUAAGCCAUUUAAGAGAAAUAAAAGACAUACGAUUAGACCUAACGAGAAAGCAACAUUAGACGUACAAGUGCAGCAAUUCAAAGCUCAAUCGUUCGCUAAAAUUGUGUCACAGAGUGCGCAAACACAAGGUUUUAUGUUUAAGAAACAUCCAGGGCAAGCUUUGGGUCGUAAAGACGUCGUUGAAAGAUCUUCAUUUUGGGAUGAGAUUUCUACGCACUUGUGUCUGAGUUUUGGAGUUUUGAUGAAUCGAUUGUGGAGUAUCUCUCAUGUGAAGGGUGUAUGUCAGAAACAACUGUAAAGAGAGCGACAAAACAUGGUACCAGUCCAAGAUGGGGCAUCUACACAAGGGGAAAACCUGCUGCUUCCCCCUAAAGAGCCCCACACAGAGAGUGCUGGGUCCAAUAGAAUCCGACAGAGACAGUCAUCCCCUGCACGAAAAUUAGGCAUGACCAGAAAACCGAGGGUUUUCAAAGAGUCUGAGAACCCAGAGGAGACGCAGAGAAAACAUAAAGAAAAUGAGCUGAAGCCGCUGUACAAGGAGCUUCUGUACACGAUCACUCAUCGCUUGGGAAGAUCGCACACAAAAGAACAAUACAUUGACAAGCAGUUACAGGAUUACGUCAAAGAGGCGUUUUCCAUGAAUGACGAAGAGCAUAAAACCUUGAGUGAGAAAGUCCAAAGCUCACUGGCCCCAGUCUACUGUCUGAUGGUUACUGUGAAGCAAGCCAAAGGAAUUCUGGGGAAAGAUAUUAGUGGAUUUAGUGAUCCGUACUGCCAGCUGAUGAUCUUAAAUGAAGGUAAAGAACCCCAAGGUGGUGGAUCUGCUCAAAAACCUCAGAAGGCAGUAGUACGGGACUCAGUUCAGGGACAGGAGUUCCAGACGACCAUUAAAAUACAGACGCUUAACCCCAUCUGGGACGAAACCUUCAAACUGGGGUUUAAAGACUUAUCAAGUGCCAGCUUUUACAUUGAGAUGUGGGACAAAGAUGAACAUGUUUCCCUUUCCCAAAAAUUUGAUGAGUUUCGCACAAACAUUCAUGGACUUAAAAGGAUGUUAAAAGAUGCAAAAAAAGAAAAAGGCCAGGAUGAUUUUUUGGGGAAUAUUUUUCUCAAAUUAAAGAACCUCCACUGCACAGAAGACUCGUGGUAUAUCCUAGAGCCCCGAACAGAGACAUACCCAGACAGAGGACAGUGCCACCUUCAACUUAAAUUCAUUCAUAAAGAGAAAGAUGAUAGCCUGAGUGCUGGACGGAGUCCUUAUGUGAACUACUGUGGCAUCCUGCAGCAGUUUGUUCAGGCUCAUAUCUCUAAACAACAGGACAGUACCCCGUGGAAAGGAGAUCUGUGUGGGCAGGGAACUGCGUUGCUCGAGUACUACGCCACGCAGAAUGAAAUCUCACCCUUUCUUCAAGAUCUGGCGAAGUGGGUAGCAUACAGUAAACUCUACCAGAGCCUGGAGGUGGACUCCACCGUACUUUUCCAACAGCUAACCAGUAUAGAAUACCACUGGGACCAGCAAAAACUUCCCUACCUGCAGAAGCAGGAGUUAGGUGAUUCUCUGCACGGCUUUCUCCAGUAUGGGCUCUGCUUGGUGUCCAAAUACAGAGACAUCUUUCCUCCAACCCCAAAAACGACACCACGGCUACAUACAUUGCUUAGAGUUCUUGUACAGAUUUGUAAGACUCGAGCUUUUCAAAAUCUCAAUCCUGCACAGUUCGACUUGCAUGUUGAGGUCGCAGACGCUGUUGCUACUGGUACGGUAGAAUGGUUCAACAUCAAAAAAGGUUUACAUCAACCCAUGACCAAGGAUCUGUUAGAGACAGUCAGCGCCCUCUCUCGGUUGAUUGGAGAAGUGCAGGAAGACAUUCGGCUCAGUAAAGAUGUCUGGAACAAGGUGUUUGUCAGUGCUGUGCAGUUAGAUGUUUUUACUGUGGUUUACCAGAAGCUGGACUUCUUGUUGGCCGAUGAGUUACGAGCGACUCUCUCUCAGUUGGAGAAUCAUAUGGAUCAGCCGCUGGCAAACAGUUUGUUUACUGUCUAUAUGAUUUUACAGGCGAUAUACAAAGAGAAAGCCUAUUUACAAAAAAGGGCGAAAGUGCUGCAGCUCUCGAGUUUUCAUGAGGACUUUAGAGAUGCUCUUCCAUACUGGUUAAGUAAAGCCUUUAGCACUACAAUGGAGAGGGUGGAAAAGGCUGUGCAGGUGGAUCAGUUGCUUCCGAUGCAGACCGGAGCAGCACCCAUCAAACACAGCUCUUCUGCGGUGGACAUCGCAGCGUGUUUGCAUCCCAUCGCUCAGCUGUGGGAACAGUUAAGCUGGCCCGACCCAGAAGAGGCUUUCAUGCUUAUGGUCAAACUCACAGAGGAUGUGUGUAAGAUCGCUUCCACAUACUGCCAAAUGCUGAAAGCCCGUGUGAAGGAGCUCUCGGUGGACUCGGAUCACGGCAGUGCUAUCAACAUGCUGUGUGUAGUGGUGAACGAUCUGGAGCACGUGCACACGGUUUUGAACCAUCUGCCAAAGAAGCUAAAUUGGGAGGGGCUUCGGGAACGUACGCAAAACGUGAUUGGAGAAACCCAGUUUCAGAACACGCUUCCAUCCCAGCUACAACACACACAGUCUGCCCUCAACCGGGAGAUUCGCUCGGCCGUCGACACACUUGGGAAGAAGUUAAAGAGAGACAUAGAGUCACAUGUUCGCAAUAUGGCUUCACGUCACAGGCUGCCCUCCAGAACUACAGAGGAAGCUGUGGUUCCUUUAAUGAAAUAUCUGGAGACAGAACUCAAGUAUAUGAAUGAGAAUUUGGUUCAAGAGAAUUUCAACAGUCUUCUUACUCCGUUGUGGGUGAACUCUGUUAAGAUUCUGCAUCAGAUAUCACAGCAAGAAGACAGUAAUGUGGUUUACUUCCAGAGGUUAUUGUACUCGCUGGAGUGUUUAGAACAGUGUUUUCAUGCUGAAGGGAACGGACUUCCCCUAGAAACACUACAUACUGAUGAAUAUAAGAUACUGCGAACACUGCUAACUCAAAACUCUUUAAGCUGUAACCAGCUGAUAGAGAAAUUCUUCGAGAGGAAAGUGUGGGAGCAGAAAGUGUUUACCGGAGAGAAAUAUGGAGCCGUCACUCUUAUCACCUCAUAUAGACGCUCAGAUAAGAAACUUCAUGUGGAGGUUCUCAAUGCUGUUAAUCUCAUUCCACUCGACUCUAAUGGUUCCAGUGACCCGUUUGUUCAGCUUUCUCUCGAACCAAAGCACAUGUUCCCCGAGGUAGAGUCACGCUCAACAAAGAUCAAGAACUGUGAUCUCAACCCAUUGUUUGAAGAGAGCUUUGAAUUUCUCAUUACAUUAGAACAGUGUCAGUCUUUAGGGGCUUGUCUGCUGGUGACCGUGCUGGACCAUGACACCUUGAGGAGCGAUGAUUUUGAAGGAGAGGCGUUCCUCUCUCUCAAGUCCGUGCCGGGAGUUGGGGGCGGAAACAAUAAUCCGACACCCGCUCGGAUCCGCCUGCCUCUGAUGCAUCCUAAACCCGACAGCGAAAAUAUCCUGAAGUUGCUUGAGGGCAGAAAAGGCGAGAGAGGCGCUCAAGCUUUCGUUAAGCUACGCAGACAGAGAGAAAAGAAGUCUCAAGAAACUUAAGAACGAAACGAUGACUUAAAAACAACAAAAUUCACAUCUGCAGGGAUGAACAUGCUAUUUUUUCUGCCUAUUAUUUUUUAUAGCUCACCCUUAUAUUAACUUUGGGUUUAAAAUAGCAUACAGAUAAGGACCAACAUGAGGGUGAAUGAAUUAUAAAAAUGUAUGUAUUUUUGUUAACUAUCCUUUUAAAUUAUGUUUUAAAUAUUUUUUACUUCAUAGGGUGUAGAUUGUGGUACAGUGACAGCAUUGCAUUCGUUAUUAAAACAUCAAAAUACAACCAUUUCAUCCAAAAAUAUACAUUUGUUUAUUGUCCUUUACAAAAUCAGAAACACUGUAUAUGAACAAAGCUGAGCAGGUCAUUUCUGAAUUCACAGUGAGGUCAUACAGGAAGUCAUCGGCUGACCCCCCAUGUAACUUUACCUUCAAACUGAAUUCAUCCAAAAUCAUCCGAAAGAAACUAAACGCAUUGGAGUCGUGCCGUCUUCCGACAGCUUUAGCUUAUCAUUGAGAUUGUGUGUUUGAUGAUCAGUGCCUGUGAAUUCAUAUCUCCACCGAUUCCACAGACACCCAUUCACAGAAAUGAACAAAGCUAAGGUUGGGAAUGUGCUGUUGGUUUAGUUAACAGGCAAACAUACUUGACAAUAGACAAUACGCACAUUAUAAGAAUUACCUAAAAAAACUUGCAUCUUUAGUCUGAAAACAAAAACCUGAGAAUAAUGAGAUUUCCUUUCCAUUUUUGCAGUGUUGGUCUCUUUCCAUCGAGGCCGCUCUCAAAAUAAAAUCCUACAAAAGUCAAUUUCCUAUAUAGCUACCUAUUAUGCUAAUCUGUAUUGAUUACGAAAUACCCCCCCAUAUGGUUAGUCAUUCCAGCUGCACUGAAGAUACAAACACUGCAUUUUUCUGUAAACAUAUCGGAAUGUUUCGUAAGGACAUUCCACAAUGUGUUUAUAAAAUGUAGAAAAGAUUGUCUUUAUAUGUGUCUUAUGUCUUUUGCUUCUACAUAAAGCAUACAGGGAAUAUUAUUCAGUAUUUGGUAUCGUCAUCAAAUUGUUAAAUAUUAUUUCGAUUUAAGUUGUAUAUUUAAAUGUGCCACAAUUGAAACACUAACGCUAUUGUUAGUCCUUUACAAAAUCGACCCCAUCUGAAUUUUGACACGGGACAAUUGACAAUUAUGAUAAAAAUAUUCAUAAAUCUGCA
Messenger RNA from Triplophysa dalaica, 4847 nucleotides. It is a transcript of the gene unc13d, whose product is annotated as unc-13 homolog D (C. elegans). The record is from RefSeq and is a predicted model, not a curated record. Lineage: Eukaryota; Metazoa; Chordata; Actinopteri; Cypriniformes; Nemacheilidae. Bases 336 to 3650 code for a protein of 1104 amino acids. The transcript has 35 exons.